CUGAUAAGGACAAAUAAAAUUUAAGAAAAAAAUAAAAUUAAUUGAAUUAAAAAUUAUUUAAUAGUUCCUUAUUAUAGAUAGAGUUUUUGUGACAAAUAAUUUUGACGUUGUCUAUUUUUGUAUUUUUAAAAUAUAUAUUUGGCUUGACCCUUUGACAAUUUGCCAAGUUAACAAACUCAACCACAAGUAAAAUUAUUUUACUUAGAAAAAAAUUUAUAUAUUAUUAUUUUUUUAUAAUUUUUUUUUUUAUUAAACGUUAUUUUAAUUAUUCAUCAUCAAGUAUGAAAGUGACUACUUGAUGUGUUAAAUAUUUUGUUAAAUUAUUAUUGUAGUUAUUUAAUUGAAAAAUGUAAGUGUAUUUGUAUGGUUUUAUUAUUUUUAAAUUCAAGUCAUCAUCUAGAAACCUUAGGUGUGUUUGUUCUAUUUUUUUUUUAUAAAUUUAAUUUAAUAAAAUUUAAAUUACUAAUAGUUUUAACAUAAAAAUAAUACAAAAUAAUAUUUCUAAAACUAUCUUUUAUUAUUAUAAAUAAUUAUUAUUUAUUAAUAUAAUGGAUUUUUAUGAAUUUCAUGAUAAACUUUGCUUUCUAACGAACAUUUGCUUUGUGUUACGUCAACUAUGAUGACCUUGGAGGGCAAUUGAGUGAAAAUAACUGCAAAAUGUAUAUUAAAAUUCGAUUUAAGAAUGGCUGCAUCAACAAUUGCCUUAAUUGUAUCAACAUUUUAUAUUCUAUUAACAAGUUUAAUAGCAUAUUGGUCAAGAAAAUAUGUAAAUUAUUAUACACAACGUCCUUUUUUGAGAUCCCUAUUUCUUGAAGGCAUUGCAACUGCUGAAUUAUGUGGUGCCUGUUUUGAACUCAUCAUCAUUGCAGAUAAUUGGGGUGUAUCAAUGUAUGCAAUUUACUUAUUUUUAUUGACAAUUUGGUGGUCAAUUAAUUGGGAAGAUGCAACAGCUUGUCCAUAUACACAUUUGGAAGAUUUUAUUGAAGGAAAAAAAUCAAUAAGAGAUGCAUUUUUAUUAAUUUGGGCACAACUUGUUGGUGGUCUUGCUAUUUUUAGAUACAUACAAAUACUUUGGGCACUUGAAAUUGUACAGACACAUAAAAAUCGUGCCUUUGAUGAUUGUACAACUGAUCUACAGGUACCUGUUAUUGUUGGUGCAUUUAUUGAAUGCAUUGCAACUUGCUUAUGCAGAAUUGCAUCACGUGCUAUUGGUGAAAUGAAUUCAAGAUUUGGAAGUGUACUUGAUUCAUUUAUUGGAACUUCACUAGUUGUUUUGGCUUUUAAUUAUUCUGGUGGAUAUUUUAAUCCUGCAUUGGCAACAUCAUUGAAAUAUGGUUGUCUUGGAACAACAUUUAUGGAACAUGUUAUUGUUUAUUGGGUUGGUGCUUGUGCUGGAUCAAUAGCAUCAAUACGACUUUACAAAACUCCAGUUGUACAAAAAUUCAUUGGCAAACAACAAAAAUCACAAUAAUUUUUAAAUAUAUAUUUUUUUUUUGUUUUAUUUGUUAUGUAAAAUUUGUUUGAAUGCACAUAAACAAUUUUGUUUGAUACCAAUUUUAGUGUUUAAAUUAUUUUUAAAAAGAGUUAAAUAAAAAAGAAGCUAAGCCAAUACAAAGUCGAUUAAUUUUGUUGUCAACAUCAUUUGUAAAUAAGACAAUUUAAUUAAAAUAAUAAUAAAGUGUGUUAAUAUUAUAUUAAUAUUAUCUUGAUAAUUGUAAAUUUUAUUAUUUAAUUAUUAAUUGUAUUGGGAAUGUUUGAUGAAAAAUUAUUUGAAAGUACAGACAAAAGUAAUAAGUACAAAAUGUAUCAUAUUAAAUCAAUGGAAAAUCAAUACCAAUAUGUCAAAAUAAUUUAAAUUUAGAAUUAGAAUUAUUGAAUAAAAUUAAAAAGCAAGUCAAUUAGAAAAUUAGGAUGUAUCAACUUUUUUAAAUUCAAAUAAUAUAAACUCUUCGUUAUA
Molecule: messenger RNA, 1957 nt
Organism: Aphidius gifuensis
Lineage: Eukaryota; Metazoa; Arthropoda; Insecta; Hymenoptera; Braconidae
Gene: AQP
Product: aquaporin-11
Exons: 5
Coding region: 683-1471 (262 amino acids)
Cellular component (GO): cytoplasm
Molecular function (GO): channel activity
Source: RefSeq, a predicted model, not a curated record